AUGUAAAAUAAUGCAAAAAAGUAAAUAAGUAGACCUAAAAAGUGUUAAAAAUAAAGAAAUUUAAGAGACAAAAACAAUUGUAAUAGUGUUAAUUUAAAAUCCAAUUAGGCGGCAUGUUAAUAAGAGUAUUAAAUAAAUAUAUCAAAUAUAGGUAAACUACAACUAAAAAGGUUAAGAAUGAGAAAACUAUUUCUCUUAUAAUGAUUGAAGAAAUUCCUUUCACAUAAAAUAGAAUUCAAUAAUUAAAUUCAUAAAAGUAAGAGAAUUUGAUUUGUGAACAAUUUUCAAAAGAUUUAUAUUCAUUUACUGUUAAUAACCUUUUAGAAGAUAAUUAAGAUAAUGAGUCAGAUACUUUGAUUGAAUUUAUGAGAUAAUAAGUAAAAUUUGAAGAAAUUUAUAGUUAUUAAAAAAAUUACUUAAAAAACUAGAAUGAAAUUUAAAGUCAUAUGGUGGCUAUUUUAUUUGAUUGGUUGAUUGAAGUAGCUCAUUCAUUCCAUUUUAAAAGGGAGACAUUUUAUUUAUCUAUAAAUUACAUUGAAAGAUUUCUUCACAGAUAACCAAAUAUUUCAAUAACUAAAUUCUAAUUUCUUGGAGUUGUAGCCAUUUUUACAGCUCAUAAAUGUGAAGAAAUAUAUCCAAAAGCCUUAAAAGAUUUUCAUCGACUUAUAUAAGAUUAAUAUACUAUUAAAGAUAUGGAGGAAAUGGAAGUAUCAAUUUUAAAAUGCCUUGAUUUCAGAAUGAAUCCAAAUACUCCUAUAUUUUGGUUGAAUUAUUACACAAAAUUAUGGGAUGAAUUUAUUAUUACAAAAGAACUAAAUGUAUUAUUUAAAGAUAAAACUAAUUAAUCUUAUUAUAGAUAUAGAGAAUUGGUGUAAUUGUUUGAUGUGUGUCUUAUAGAUUAUAAAUAUAAGAAAAAUGAAAAAUUAACUGCUUUAAGUUUAAUCUAUUUAGUUAUAGCAAAAUCAUUACAAAUAUUUCAAGAUUAUAGAACUAUUGCAAUUUCUUAAUUAGAAAUUAUAAACUUUUUCUAUUCAAAUCAUGAAUAUAAUUUAUUAUUCAGAUAAUUCAUAAAAUAAUCAGAUUUGUAUCUAAAUUUUGAUAAAAAAAUAGAAGUAUUUUAAUUUAUAAUAAUUUAGUAUGAAGAUUUAAAAGAUGUGGUUUUUGAGACUACCAAAUAUUUCAUACUUCGAUUUGAUAAUACUUUGCCAAGAGUAUUACUCAAUAAUCAAGAGUUGAUAGAUGAAGUAAUUUCAAAUAUUAAAUUUAGUUAUAACAUGAGGAAUUGCUCUCAUUUCAAACUUACAAUAGAAAUACAAUAAAAACUAUAAAUUUACUCUUAUAAUCAUAACAAUGA
This is a messenger RNA of Paramecium pentaurelia, 1354 nucleotides long. The record is from the annotation of a GenBank genome assembly. NCBI's taxonomy places the organism in Eukaryota, Ciliophora, Oligohymenophorea, Peniculida, Parameciidae.